This is a messenger RNA of Theobroma cacao (cacao), 2460 nucleotides long. Its product is annotated as exocyst complex component EXO70A1. Gene Ontology annotation, biological process: exocytosis. Gene Ontology annotation, molecular function: phosphatidylinositol-4,5-bisphosphate binding. Gene Ontology annotation, cellular component: exocyst. The record is from RefSeq and is a predicted model, not a curated record. NCBI's taxonomy places the organism in Eukaryota, Viridiplantae, Streptophyta, Magnoliopsida, Malvales, Malvaceae.
ACUACUUCAUAUUUUGUCGUGGAACUCGACGAGAGACAGAGAAACCGAAAAAAGGCAACAAUGCAACUCCCACUCAAAUCAAAUUGAAGCUUACGUCUCAAAUCACGCCACACCAAAAAGCGUUUCUCCCUGGCCAUCGUGAGAGGAAAAAAAUGGGGGUGCCGCAGGCAAUGGAGGUAUUACGGGAGAGAGCAGCGCUUGUCAGAGACUCGUUGCAGAAGAGCCAAACCAUAACCGAAAGCAUGGUCUCCAUUCUCGGUUCCUUCGAUCACCGACUCUCCGCUCUCGAGACCGCCAUGCGUCCUACUCAGAUACGAACGCAUUCGAUCAGGAGAGCGCAUGAGAAUAUAGAUAAGACGUUGAAAGCAGCUGAAAUUAUUUUGGAGCAAUUUGAUCUCACGCGCAAGGCAGAAGCAAAGAUUCUGAGAGGGCCACACGAAGACCUUGAGAGCUAUCUAGAAGCAAUUGAUCAGCUGAGAAGCAUUGUUCAGUUUUUCAGCAACAACAAAAGUUAUAAGAGUAGUGAUGGUAUACUUAACCACGCCAAUAACUUACUCGCAAAAGCUAUCUCGAAAUUAGAAGAUGAGUUCAGAACGUUAUUAACAAAUUACAGUAAGCCGGUGGAACCUGAUCGCCUUUUUGAUGGCCUACCAAAUUCCCUACGACCAUCAGCAACAUCACCUGGCAAGCAAGGUGAACUUGGCAGCAAGAAUCAUUCUGAGAACCAAAAGAACUUAGAAAAUGCUGUUUACACACCUCCGACUCUUAUUCCGCCCAGGGUUCUACCUUUGCUGCAUGACUUAGCCCAACAAAUGGUUCAAGCUGGCCACCAGCAACAGCUGUUCAGGAUCUACAGGGAUACUCGUGCUUCAGUCUUGGAACAGAGCCUCAGGAAAUUAGGUGUAGAGAGGCUUAGUAAAGAUGAUAUCCAGAAAAUGCAGUGGGAGGUUUUGGAGGCUAAGAUUGGGAAUUGGAUACAUUACAUGCGUAUUGCUGUUAAACUGCUCUUCGCUGGGGAAAAGAAAAUCUGUGAACAAAUACUUGAUGGCAUUGAUUCUCUUAGGGAUCAAUGUUUUGCUGAAGUCACUGCAAACAGUGUAGCCGUACUUCUUAGCUUUGGAGAGGCUAUUGCCAAAAGCAAGAGAUCACCUGAGAAGUUAUUUGUUCUUUUGGAUAUGUAUGAGAUAAUGAGAGAACUACAGUCAGAGAUUGAGUAUUUGUUUGGAAGUAAAUCUUGCAUUGAAAUGCGGGAAUCUGCUCAGAGUUUGACAAAGCGGCUAGCUCAGACAGCACAAGAAACCUUUGGUGAUUUUGUGGAAGCAGUUGAGAAAGAUGCCACCAAAACUGCUGUUCUUGACGGAACUGUCCAUCCUCUGACUAGCUAUGUGAUAAAUUAUGUGAAGUUUCUAUUUGACUACCAAUCAACACUGAAGCAACUUUUUCAAGAGUUUGAUGAUGGUGAUGCUGAUGCUCAAUUGACUAAUGUAACUACAAGGAUUAUGCAAGCUCUACAGACUAACCUCGAUGGGAAAUCCAAGCAAUAUAAGGACCCUGCACUCACACAACUAUUUCUUAUGAACAAUAUUCACUACGUAGUGAGAUCAGUGCGAAGGUCAGAAGCCAAGGAUUUGUUGGGAGAUGAUUGGGUUCAAAUUCACAGACGAAUUGUUCAGCAGCAUGCAAAUCAGUAUAAAAGGAUUUCUUGGGCAAAGAUCCUUCAGUGUCUCACCAUUCAGGGGGCUGCUACAUCAGGUGGUGGUGGUAGUAUAUUGGGAGGUGACACUGGCAGUGGAGUUUCGAGAGCAAUGGUGAAAGACAGGUUCAAGACUUUCAAUGUCCAGUUUGAGGAGCUUCACAUAAGGCAAUCUCAGUGGACAGUUCCAGACAGUGAAUUACGAGAGUCCUUGAGGCUGGCUGUUGCUGAAGUUCUCUUGCCCGCCUAUAGAUCUUUCAUUAAACGUUUUGGGCCUAUGAUCGAGAAUGGAAAAAACCCUGGAAAGUACAUUAGAUACAGGCCAGAGGACCUUGAGCGAAUGCUGAGUGAAUUCUUCGAGGGUAAGACAUGGAACGAACAAAAGCGAUAGAUGGUUGUGAGAAUAAUCUGUAUUCUUUGUUGUUCAGAAAUUUAAAUACGGAUGAAAUCUAGUAUUCUUCAACUAUUCAUUGUACAAUGAUGGGCCAUGGUUUCUGUAUUCUUCUCUGCAAGGCUUGCUUUGUUCUUCAUGGUAAUCCGUUCUCGUUGACAAGGGUAGCGAUGGAGAAAAAGGGGGAAAGAGAGUGAGAGUUAGAGAGAGCAAGGGAGAGGGCAAAAGAGGAGAGGGUCAGAGUGUCUGAUUUCGUUAUCCAGAUCGAAGGGGCAGUAACGAGAAUUGCAAUUAGUGUAAUGUAACACUUAACAUAGUUCUUGUUGCUCAGAAAUAAAGCCUAAACCCUGAAUAAAAAUAUACAUACAUUAAUUAA